This is a messenger RNA of Odontomachus brunneus, 5160 nucleotides long. Its product is annotated as serine-rich adhesin for platelets-like. The coding region runs from base 95 to 5044 and encodes 1649 amino acids. The record is from RefSeq and is a predicted model, not a curated record. The transcript is spliced from 11 exons. Lineage: Eukaryota; Metazoa; Arthropoda; Insecta; Hymenoptera; Formicidae.
AAAUAUACGCUAGGCGGAGAUAACAUCAUUUCGCCCUCGUCCGGCGAAGAAAGCGGAGCGGACAAGGAAUGCGGAGAUAAAAUGCUCGAGAAAUAUGCUUCGAGACUGUUCGAAUCCGCGACUGCCAAACCGUGUCUGCAGCAGCAAAGGAAGGGACGCGAUGUCGGAGUCGAGAGUCGGACGGGACAUCAACGGCAGGUGUUUCGUAUCGCCGCAGGAUCGGAACGCGGGCCUGGGUUUCACGUCCGUCGCACGCGGCCCUUUGUUUUCGGCACGAUGGGGGAACAGAUAUCGAGGAAGGAACGCGGUCGUCAACGCGCCCUCGAGGAACGUUUCCGCCGACCAACGCGCCAAGCUCGGAGCAGACAGGAAAAGGUCCGCGUCCGUAGGCACGUCGUCGCGAGAGAUACAGUCUUCGAGAGACGAAAACUCGGUGAAAUGCAGCUCGAUGAGAUCGCAAGGCCCGCGCGAGCAGUUUCUCUCUUCGCGGAAGAAAAGCAACACUAAGAGAGAAAUGCUUGUGAAGAAGUAUGCGAAGACAUCAAAAUAUAAGGGCCGUUUGUUCACCGACGAGACGAGCGACGUCGCCAGCGCGAGCAACGAUGAUCCAAUUUACAAUUUACGGAAGGAGAUACGCGAUUGGAGAACGUCGGGACAAUUAAACGAAUUUCAACGCGAAUACCUCAUUAUCGAAGAUGGAACAAAGAAGAACGUGCUUCGAGUAGAUCACGGGCAAGGUAUCAGCAAGGACCCAGCAGAUCCAGAUGUUCUAUCCGAAUCACCGAGCUCCAUCGUCACGGAUCGAUUAACGCGGCGCACGGAGAAUUUGAGUUCUCUGGAGUCGUGCAACGGACGGAUCUGCUCGGCGACGUCGCGAGGAGAAAUGACUUCCGCUCGUACGUGUUAUUGCAAACAAAAGGGAUGUGUAGAAGAUAACGAUAUUAGAGCGCGUCGAGAGAAUCGUCGCGCUGCAACCGUCGCGUCUAGGAAAUCGAUAGUUAAGAGCGUGAGCAGCGGAGGUUCUUCUAGAACAGCGAGAAGCGUUCCGAGAGUCGACGAGAGAAAGUCAGAAACGAGUCGAUCGGUCGAAGCGCGAGCUCGUGAUCCGGUCUUAAGUCCCGAGACGUCAACCGCGCUCGAGAAUGCCGAGAGGAUCAUUAACGACGCGAAGAUACAGCUCGCGAAGGUGCACGUGGUCCCCGGUCUCGAUUCUGCACGACGUGAUAGAGACACGUUUGCGGACGAUCCGCCGUUGGACGACGAGGUCGAGGAGCUGCUGUACAUCCGCGAGCUGGUCACCUCCAAGUUUCAAGAGACGAGUUAUCCCGGGAGACCUGAAGCGAGCAGCGAAGAGAACGCGUCAAGAAUCACUACACGGAGAGUCGAUUUGUCGGCUCCUAAAUUUCGAACGUCGCAGCGGCGACGUGUCGCCGUCCGCACGUCCCUUGAGUGCGGAACGGACGAGCAGCGGUCACGAGGACGUGCACCGCUUGCGGAAGCGCCGGAGAACUCGAAAGAUUCGUCGUCCAAGGACGACCAAACGACGGCGCGUGACAGCCAGCCGGCUCGCAGUCGACGGCGACCAUCGUCGGCGGCUCGAGUUGUUCAACCGGACAGCGGUGUGUGCAGAAUCCAGAUAGGACCGCCACUGCACGUCAACGGGGAACUCACGAGACAAGAUCUGGAAGACGUGCACAUAUCGCCAAGGCCGUCGCCGGCUCGCAGACGCGUGAACGCGGCCACUUAUAUACUGCAUCACGAAAGCGCCACUGAAGAAAGUAGCAUGUCCGUGGAUAACGAGGCGAACAAGUCGCUGAUGACAUCCAGAGCGCGACGUCGCGCGAGAUUGGCCACACUUUCGAGGGAGAAACGCGAAAAACCGAUCGCGACGGAAGUUGUAGUCGAAACUGCAACGACGAGCGCUUCGAGGAAGCUGGAAGAGGAUGUUCGAGUCGUUGUAGAAAACCAGGAUUCUGAUUACGAGCGUAACAACGAGCAGAAACGAGCGCCAACCACGCCGCAGCUUCAAGACGGCGCCUACAGAGAAGAGGAGAAAGAUAAAGAGGUCAAUUUGCGAGACGCGAAAAUAUCUGAACGUUCGAUGGCGAACGUAACGAAUGAAGAGGCGACUGAUACAGUCGGUAAACCAGAUAUGAACUUUGGUAAUAAUGUAGAGAAUCGUCGUACGGACGACGAAGGAAAAUUUAAUGAGAAGAGCUGUGUUGACAAUCUGAGUCGGCUACAAAACGUAGAAUACAUAGCUGAUAAGAUCCAGGCGGAAAAUAGAGGCGAUCAGUCACAGCCACCACUUGCCUCGACCGACGUCUCAAGGCGAGUGAGUUUUCCCCGUGAAAAUAUUGCUCGGCCCUGUCGAACGACGUCGAGCUCGAAACAAUAUCGGGCGAUUGAUGAGUAUCUUUCGAACAUGUUCAACAGAGAGAGUCACGACGAGGCGGAUGAGCCGUACGACGACGUCGCCGAGAAGAUACGUUCAUCUUGGGACGACUUUUCAGCGAAGGACGAGGUGAACGAGGUCGAGCUGUAUCGGCCGCGCCUCGACGAAUUGGAUUCCACCUUGCUGUCCAACGACAAGAAGAUCGAGCGUGCUGUUCGCGCUGUCCAGACCUUCGCGGCGUUGUUGACAAAGCCCGAGUUCGCAAGAUACAAAAUUGAAGAGAGAAAACGAGAAACCAGUCGCGAUAAUCUGUCGACUACCGACUUGUCGGGCGAUCACGGUCGCGGGAAUUCGUUGGACCAACCGACGACGAGCCCGUCAGUCGUGGCUACUAUCUCGAAGAAUGAAACUCCGAGUAUCUCAAGCGCGUCGGAGAUACAGAGAGUCUCCGUUGCAGAUUCGCAAGAGGCCUCCGCGGCCGCGACGAAGACGAAGUCGUUGGGCUUCAUGAAGAGAAACGUUCGUCGUCGCGACGAUCAUUCGCAGAACUCCGUGGAAUCUGCAGAGAGAGCUAUACCGGACGCGAGCGACGACUCCAAGAUGUCUCCCGACGAGGACGGCGCUCAACGGCCAAAGUCCAAAACGCGCUUGUCGGAAUUGUCGAUGGAUAAGUCGGACAUCACGACGUUCUCCAGUCUGCCGCCCGCGUUGUCCAGCACGCGCACCGACACGCAGAUACAUCGUCUUCGGCAGGAUCGAGUCGCUCAAGCGAAAUCUCAGGCGUCCGAGGAUAAUUACGCGGACUCGAAGUCACGUGUAACGAAUCGCUUCGAGGAUUCUGCGAAUAAAACAGAUCGAACGAAGGAAGGGUGCAACGACGUCUUUGCGCAGAUUCUCCGAAGUCUAAAGGAUGAGACCACAGAUCGGUUGGUUGCUUACAUGCUACAGGACGAAAGGCACAUUAUCGAGGGGAAGGUCGCGAAGGUCUUGGACGAGUCUGCGGUCGCACCUACGAUGAUGGAGAAGCUGUUCGCUCGUCUGCAGGAGACAGACUCGGUCGGCGACGUAGCGACGCGUCGCACGGAAACUUUGGAUGUCUUGAAGGAUAUCUUGAUCAACGUUAAGAGCCAAACCGACGGAGCCGUCGAUGGCGAAGCCAUGGAAAAGGAAAAGGAGACUGAGGAAAUCAAUUCUCAUAAAGUAUCACCUCGUGCAAUCGAGGAAUUGGCAUUACACGAGAAGAACGGGCAACAAACGCAAGUGAGAGUCGCUUCCGACGAGAACGGGCGGCUCAUCGAGGAUUCUCGCGACCUAGGAAGUCGCGACGAGCGUUCAGAAGCUCGAGAGUCCGCCACCCAUACUAUUCCGGGUUCUCGAAGUAACGGCGAGAGUAAAAGGGACUUGCACUCAGAGGGCGAGUCGUUGAAGAGAAUCUCCGAUAUUCUUAGCGACGAGGCGGGAAAUCCCCGAGAGAAUUCCCGACUUUCGCCCGCGAAGACUGUGUCUGUGAGAUCGCAAAAGGACCAAGAAACGGAAGCUGACGGUCCUGACGCGGCGACUAUAACGUUCCAUGAUGAAAGGAGCAAUAUGAGCGGCAAAAGGCACGAAUAUAGAUCGAGUGGGAUAAAAGACGAUAAAGAUUCUGUUCUUGGCGAUCAACAUACAAACGAAAGUAUCUCGCGAACGACUACAGAUCAAGUGAACGACGGGCUUCUGGGUGCUACGGAUGGCACACUCGUCGUUGCGAAGGAAAAAGAAGAGAAAAAAGAAGAGAAAACGGAGAUUACAGCCGAGAAAGCAGCGAAUGACAGCACUGCUUUGAAGGAUAAAGAGAUAUCAUCUCCUCCAGCCUCGGAUGUUUCGGGAAAAAGGGACAAGCGAACGCAGUCGGACGCGAGCAGGCCGAGAGUCGUCGACGAGACCUUGGCGAAGGAGGAUCUCGCGCACUCGUUAACCGAGGAGAACAUCAGGUCUUCGUGCGCACAGGCCGAGCAGGGCAUUAAUAAUACACGAGCAAAUUCCGCGGCGAACGGUAAGAUCAGCCCUGCGGAUUCAUGUUCGGCCGAUUCUUUGCGGGACUGCGCCUCGCUGCACACGUUGUCGAGUGCGCAGAGCGAUGAGUCGCCCUUAAAGGAGGUUCAGUCGUGCGAUAGAAGAAUUUCCUUAGUCGUCGUGGACGAGGCUAACUCGACUAAGGCGAGUAACGAGGACGGCAACGAACCGGUGACAAACGGGACGCCGAAAAGUCGCGGGAACGGAAACAAGGAGUCGGUGCUUCCGAAGAGCACGAGAAGCAGCGGCAAUGAGCAGCUUUGGCUGGUCGCCUCGACGUUACGGAUGAGCCUGUCCAGUUCGAGCGUCAGUAGUGCAACGUUGGAUCAUAAUGGCGGGUCCAACAAUGUCGCAUUUGGCGAUGAUACGAAGAGAGAAAUUGGAACGUCGUCCGAGAUGUCUCAUUCCGAGGGUGAGUUAUACAUGCCGAGUUCGUGUUCCUAUUCUCUCGGAGAGGUGAGGAUCUUGGAGAAAGGCGAUUUAAUCACAGAUAGCACGAUCGAACGCGACAGCAGCGUGACGAUUUUCGUUACUAAGAGCAUGUUAACACCUUUAAGUGAUACUUCGACUCUACUGGGAAGUUCCGGACGCGUUUAAUGAUUCGCAAGAUUGCGUAUUCUCAAUGUAUCUGAAUACAUGAACUUACAAUCGCGUUCUAACGUCCGCGUAUUUCAAUUCCUUAACCUUAAUUCCAAUCUAUUAAAAUUAAUUUA